UUCAAACGGAGGAAGUGAAAGCUGCUACGCGAGCUGUGCUGUUCUAGGGGCGCAAGUUGUUAUUUACGGAAAGGGGUGGAAAUUUGGGUUGCGAAGUUAACUACUGAUUUGACGCAAGGAUGAACGUAGACCACCAACGCUCCAGGACUACACAAUGUGUUUAUGUAGGGAUCUUUAUAACCAGAACCUGGACCAUUGUCUCCUAGAUGCCUUUACCUGCUUACUGAUCUGGUAACUUGUGUCAUAUUGGGGAAUUAGUGAACACAAUAGUGAACUUGUAACUCACAAAAGCAGUGCAGUCUUCGUAACAGACGAAACAUGGCAGAGCGUGGAGCCCACAUCACGACGGCCUCUGCAGGGGAUGACCGUCCCACCAUUUUUGAGGUAGUUGCCCAGGAGAGCUUAAUGGCCGCUGUAAGACCUGCUCUGCAUCAUGUUGUCAAGGUGCUUGCAGAAUCCAAUCCUGCACGCUAUGGCACUCUGUGGAGGUGGUUUGAUGAACUCUAUAUGCUGCUGGAUCUUCUUCUCCAGCAGCACUACUUGUCUUGGGCCAAUGCAUCUUUCUCUGAAAACUUCUAUGGGCUGAAGCGGGUGAAAGUUGGAAGUACAGGAGCUCACUGUCCCUUGCCAAGAAAACAGUACUGGAAGUCGCUGCUGCUUUUGGUGCUAGUACCUUACUUGCGGGUGAAGCUGGAGAAAUUAGUUAGCAGGCUGCGAGAGGAAGAAGAUUAUUCCAUACAAAACCCAACAUCUUUUCGCAAAAGACUCUAUAAAGCUUUCCUGGCAUCUUAUCCCUUUGUGAGAUUUUCUUGGGAAGGUUUGUUUCUGUUUUACCAACUACGGUAUAUUCUGUGGCACGGCAGACAUCACUCUCCUCUGCUAGGCUUAGCUGGAGUGCAGCUUGCAAGACUGACGCUAGACGAUCUCAAGGCCAUGGAAAAGAUAACAGAAAAGCCAACAGCACGCCAGGCUGCGAUGAGCCUGAGCCAGCGUGUCCGAUGCAUCAUGAAAAAAGCCAUCGGUGGUGUGGCCUUCUCAGUCUCGUCCAGCUUAUCCUUGGGUGUCUUCUUUCUGCAGUUUCUAGAAUGGUGGUACUCCUCUGAAAAUCAAGAAACUCUCAAGUCCCUGAAUACGCUUCCUGUCCCUUCUCCUCCCUUGCAUUUCGAACUAGAAACCUACUCGCCACUCCUGCCCAAACUUAAAACCGUAUGUCCGCUUUGCCGUAAGGUACGAGUCAACGAUACGGCUCUUGGUACCUCCGGCUAUGUUUUCUGUUAUCGUUGUGCCUAUUACUAUGUGAAAAAUCACCAGCGCUGCCCUGUAAGUGGCUACCCAACUGAACUACAGCACCUUAUCCGACUCUACACACCUGAUGGAUGAAGCCUUAGUAUACUAAUGCACCUUGAAAUCCCAAUGCUGGCCUAACUGACUGAGAUCUAUCAACCCAAGGUGGCUAAAAUGUUCGGUAUUGUAGUUCUGUUAAAAUUCUUCCAAUCAA
Messenger RNA from Spea bombifrons (plains spadefoot toad), 1498 nucleotides. It is a transcript of the gene PEX12, whose product is annotated as peroxisomal biogenesis factor 12. The coding region runs from base 319 to 1380 and encodes 353 amino acids. NCBI's taxonomy places the organism in Eukaryota, Metazoa, Chordata, Amphibia, Anura, Pelobatidae. Gene Ontology annotation, biological process: protein monoubiquitination; protein import into peroxisome matrix. Gene Ontology annotation, molecular function: protein binding; ubiquitin-protein transferase activity; zinc ion binding. Gene Ontology annotation, cellular component: peroxisomal membrane; peroxisomal importomer complex. The record is from RefSeq and is a predicted model, not a curated record. The transcript is spliced from 4 exons.